GUGGUAGCGAAGGACCCGAGCCGAAGACGCACCCCACGUGGGGUGGUCUCGAGGACCCAGCCGCGCUCGUUUUUGACUGUGACGGUACCCUGGUGGACACCAUGGGCGGUUUCUACGUCGCCGAUAAGCAAACGUGCGAGGAGUUCGACAUGACCAUGUCGAAGAAGCAGUUCUACGACCUCGCGGGAGUGCCCAUAAGGAGGAUAUUCGAGAUACUCGCCGAGGAGCAGGGGAAGACCCCGGACCUGGACGCCAUGGCGGCGAGGUGCAAGGAGCUCGCGGACGAGAUCAUGAGCCAGGGACCGGAGCUGAUCCAUCCGGUGGUGGCCAUCGCGAGGGACGCGAAAGCGAAGGGCCUCCCCAUCGCGGUGGCUUCCUCCGGAGUGAAGCCCACGGUGACGGGCCACCUCAGGGGGCACGGCAUCCUCGACCUGUUCGACGCUUUGGUGACGUGCGAGGACGUCAAGCACGGCAAGCCCGCGCCUGAUUUGUACCUCCUGGCGGCCGAGAAGUUGGGCGUCGAUCCCAAGAGGUGCACCGCGUACGAAGACGCGGAGCUGGGGAUGCAGAGCGCGAAAGCCGCGGGGAUGACGGUGGUGGACGUGAGGCUUCUGGACGGAUACCCUACGGAUGAGUAUAAGAACACCGACGUUUAGUUGUAAAAUUGAGUCAAUUUAUGUUUAGAUUUAUUU
Messenger RNA from Micromonas commoda, 692 nucleotides. RefSeq lists its product with no specific name. The transcript has 3 exons. The record is from RefSeq and is a predicted model, not a curated record. Gene Ontology annotation, molecular function: sugar-phosphatase activity; beta-phosphoglucomutase activity. Lineage: Eukaryota; Viridiplantae; Chlorophyta; Mamiellophyceae; Mamiellales; Mamiellaceae. Bases 102 to 656 code for a protein of 184 amino acids.